AGACCAGUUCUAAUCACAGAUAUUUUAAAAGAAUGGAAAGCCAACAAGUGGAACAAAGAUUUUUUUGUAAAAAAUUAUGGAGAUCAGCAAGUUGUCAUGAAAGCUGUACAUGUAUGUAAUUUACUGUCUUUGGACCUGAAAAACACUCAGGGUGUUAAUUUGCUAGAAAAAAAAUUUUUGUCCGUUAAACGUAAAUUGGGAAAGUUUUUUUGACCGAUCAAAAUCCUUGUGUAGGAAUAAAUAGUGUUUUUUCCAACGUGUUUCUCCUUAGAUGCAAACAACGGUAGCUUGGUUUUGUACAUUUCAUUGCUGGUGAAUGAACACUGAAAAAUGCACCCGUUGGCACUUCGUUUUGUAUAUUUCAUUUCCGGUGAAUGAACACGUAUGCACACCGAUUACACUUCGUUUUGAACAUUUCAUUUCAGUGAAUACACACCCAAUAUGAAUGAAACAACCCAAUGAGUAAAAUCGUCUGGUGCUAGAUUAACAUAAUUUGACUGGCAUGAUUACAGUACAGUUCAAUUUACACUACACAACUUUUACAUGAUAACACUUUUGGAUGCAACCUGCUGACAACUUGAGUUUCCUGUGUAAGUUGAACUCAAGUAGUACAGCCAGGUUGCAUGCGGAAGUCUUAGGUAAAAGUUGUGUCAUGUACGCCAGGCUUAAAACUCACAUAUACAAUGUUUCUCCUGACUCUAGGGAACACUGAACCAAGCAGAGAGUUUAGCUUUACCAAUGAAAUUAUUUGCCAAACAUUCUCACGAGGGAAGGUCAGACACAUGGACAUAUUUACAAGAUGAGUUGUUCAUACAACUACAUCCCGAGUUGAGAGAACAUCUAGGAAACAUUGUAAGUUAAUCAGCAUUAAAAUGUUAAAGACCAUAUGUCAAGUCUGAUUGCGCAUCAGUUCUGCUCAUAGCAGUUAAAGAGGGACCCACAGAUAUAAACAUUAUGCCCAAAUUUUUCAUCUUUUCGAACUUUUUUGAAUUGAAACAUGCUCUAACUAGUUUAUAUUCAUUUACAACUGCGAACCAGAAAAGUGUUAGAUAUUCAGAUAAUUAAGACAAAGGAUUGUUUAAUAGUUUUGUAUAUGGAAACACCACAUAAAUUUAUUACUGUUAGUAGUAAUAAAUUUACGUGGUGUUUCCACAAACAAAACUAUUAUAUUGUUUUAUCGCCAUGCAAACUUGCAAAGAACUUAAAGGAUUGUUUACAUUAUGGACUUGACAUUGUAUUUAAAUAUGUAUUACUGUGUAAUUUUACUGAAUUUAUUAAUUAAUUACUGUGUAAAAUUACUGGAUGUAAAGCCUGAACUUAAAUCCUGAAUUUAAAGCCUUUAUUAAAGUGUGAAUUUUCAGGUUGAAAAUUGUCUGAAUGUGAUGACUUGUCCGAAUUUAAAGUCCGAAUUUAAAGGCUGUAUUUUAUUAAAUCUGGCUUUAAAUUCAGAAUUGAAAUCAGGCUUUAAAUGAAGGGUUUAAUUCUUCCACACUCCUCCCAUCUGUUUUUGUUUUUCCCUCCAUUCAUUUCUUCCAAUCAUUUUUCUUAGAUUUAUCUUGAAGAGGAUUUCUUUGAAAUAUUUCCAAAAGAAGUUCGACCUUGGAAUGCCAUGCUAUUGUGGGGAACAGCAUAUUCAAGAUCUUACUUACACAUCGGUAACACAUUGCUUUCAUUUCUCUUCAAAAUUCGACUCAUGUAAAAGCCUCAGUUUUUAACUCCUUUUUCAAAAACCAGAACUCUGUUUUCAAAUGCUAGAACUCCCUUUUUUCAAAUGCCAAAAUUGAGUUUUGAAAUGCCAAAACUCCGUUUUCAAAUGCCAAAACUCCGUUUUCAAAUGCCAAAACUCCGUUUUCAAAUGCCAAUUUAACUCCGUUUUCAAAUGCCAAUUUAACUCCGUUUUCAAAUGCCAAAACUCUGACUCUGUUUUCAAAUGCCAAAACUCCGUUUUCAAAUGCCAGAACUCCCUUUUCAAAUACCAAAACUCUGUUUCCGAAUGCCAGAACUCCGUUUUCAAAUGCCAGAACUCUGUUUUCAAAUGCCAAAACUCCGUUUUCAAAUGCCAGAACUCCGUUUUCAAAUGCCAGAACUCCGUUUUCAAAUGCCAGAACUCCGUUUUCAAAUGCCAGAACUCCGUUUUCAAAUGCCAAACAAACAAUGAAUGCUUCAAUAAUAUCUUGCAGAUCCUUAUAACUGGACUGGAACAAACGCUGUUUUCUAUGGAAAGAAACUUUGGAAGGUUUGUUUCUUUUGAAUGUUUCCAGAGUAUGGUCACAGAAUAAAGACAUACAGAAAGUCGACUCGAGUAACCGCUGCCACAUCACGAUUCGUCAUCAAAAUGCUGACGGUCAUGGUCCAGUGCGCUUAUGAGAGUAACCCCCCCCCCCCUGGACGUCCAACAUUUUGAAGAUUAUCAGGGGGAAGUGAAUGCCUUUCAAAUGCCUUUCUAACUUAUUUCCUUCCGCUCUAGUUAUAUCCGCCUGGCCAGGACGAGUAUCUCUAUGUCAUGCCAGACAAAAAAUCUGAAUUUCCUUUGAAUUGCUAUAAAUACAACAGGUUAGAUUAAAAAAUAAUAAAUAUGGAGUUUAGAACUGAUAGGGCUAUCCAGUAUAAAUAAAGUUAGUUUAGUUUAGGUUUCCUCUUGUAGUAACACUGGAUCAAUAAGAGAUGAUCCUUACUGGACCUAUAGGAAGAACAGUUUAGAACUGAUAGAACUAUCCAGUAUAAAUAAAGUUAGUUUAGUUUAGGUUUCCUCCUGUAGUAACACUGGAUCAAUAAGAGAUGAUCCUUACUGGACCUCUAGGAAGAACAGUUUAGAACUGAUAGAGCUAUCCAGUGUAAACAAAGUUAGUUUAGUUUAGGUUUCCUCCUGUAGUAACACUGGAUCAAUAAGAGAUGAUUCUUACUAGACCUCUAGGAAGAACAGUUUAGAACUGAUAGAGCUAUCCAGUAUAAAUAAAGUUAGUUUAGUUUAGGUUUCCUCCUGUAGUAACACUGGAUCAAUAACAGAUGAUUCUUACUAGACCUCUAGGAAGAACAGUUUAGAACUGAUAGAGCUAUCCAGCAUAAAUAAAGUUAGUUUAGUUUAUCUCACGGUAUUUGUUAUCUAUUUUAGCCCUAUUGAUGCGUAUAAUCCUGAUUUGAAGAAAUAUCCAAAGUUUUCGAAAGCUCGAGCUAUUUCUUUUGAACAAAGACCUGGCGAGCUUCUCAUUAUUCCUCCCGGCUGGUUUCAUCAGGUAACACGCGUGAUGUUUCAUUUCAUUUGGGAACAAGCAGUGCGAACAUCCUUAUAUAUCCUUGACAACAACUUUGCAUCUCUGAGUUAUCCAGUUGGUAUAUUUAUUUUGAAAUAUUUCCAUCAUAUAGGCGUUCAAUGCAGUUGAAACGAUUGCCGUUAGCAGUCAAGUGAUGAACUCGCAAAAUUACCAGUAA
This is a messenger RNA of Paramuricea clavata, 3429 nucleotides long. The record is from the annotation of a GenBank genome assembly. Lineage: Eukaryota; Metazoa; Cnidaria; Anthozoa; Malacalcyonacea; Plexauridae.